AUGAAGCGUUUACCUCCUGGCGCAUUUUUGAAUGUCAAUAAAAAAGAUCAGCAAGACUUCUGGUCCGAUGUCCGGAACACUCGUUUAUGGCUUCCGAGGGUCUGGGAAAAGAACGUGGUUUCCAAAUACGCACGGGAUAUUGCUGCACAAUGCUCCAGCGCCUGCAUUAGUGGCGAAUAA
Opisthorchis viverrini is the source of this 180-nucleotide messenger RNA. RefSeq lists its product as hypothetical. The coding region runs from base 1 to 180 and encodes 59 amino acids. The record is from RefSeq and is a predicted model, not a curated record. The transcript has a single exon. NCBI's taxonomy places the organism in Eukaryota, Metazoa, Platyhelminthes, Trematoda, Opisthorchiida, Opisthorchiidae.